This is a messenger RNA of Trifolium pratense (red clover), 3125 nucleotides long. Its product is annotated as RNA pseudouridine synthase 3, mitochondrial-like. Gene Ontology annotation, molecular function: RNA binding; pseudouridine synthase activity. Lineage: Eukaryota; Viridiplantae; Streptophyta; Magnoliopsida; Fabales; Fabaceae. The transcript has 9 exons. Bases 1518 to 2762 code for a protein of 414 amino acids. Gene Ontology annotation, biological process: pseudouridine synthesis. The record is from RefSeq and is a predicted model, not a curated record.
GUAACUCUCUCUCUCUCUCUCUCUCUCUCUCUCUCUCUCUCUCUCUCUCUCUCCAUUUUGUUCUUCUUUGAGCUUACAUUGUUGCUGAUAUUUUUCUAAGUUGAAAAUAAUGAAGUUCGAUAUGCGAUUUUCAUUUUCAUUUUUGUUCUGUUGUCUAAUAGCAUGUUGGUGAUUUUCGUUUCUAAGAUUUUUCUGCUUUGAAAAUCAUGAAGUUAGGUCAUUGUUGUGUUUCAUUUAGUGAUUUUUGCAAAUGUGGUUUAUGAUAUUAGUAAAAAAAUCUGUUAUUUGGUACUACUAGUGAGGGUUAAUUAAGAAAUUAGGGUUCAAAGUUGAAGUUGAACUGUAUUGACUUGAAAUAAAUGUUGCAUUGUGCAGGAACUGUAUGAUUCAAAUUUUAGUGCCUUUGGUAAUUAGAACUAUUCAAAUUUUAGUGCCAAUUAGUGACCAAUUUUAGUCUUUUGUUUGAUCAAAGUUUUUUCAACAAUUCAAAUUUCAAAAAUUAAAAACUAUGUCCAAUCUUCUCAAUUUUUAUUGAUAGAAGAUGACCUUUUCAAGAUUUUAUAUAGGAUACAUGACCAUUGUGUGUCCUUUAAGAUUUAAAUUUUGAAUUAUAAUUGGAGAGUCGUAAGAAAAAGAUAGAAAAGUCCCAUAUAAGGUCUGUCUUUUAAGAUUUUAAUUACAAAAUAUAUGGACACUUAAUGCUUAGUUAAUUUUUGAGAUGGAAAAAUUUAUUUUACUUUUUUUGAAACGAGAUUGGAAAAUUAUUUUAUUUGUUAUAUUUAGCUUUGCUGCUGAAAACUGUAUGAUAGUACAAUUGUAGGUAGUGUGUGAAGAAACUUUAUUCAUUAAAUUGAGCCCCUAGUGCCAACUCAUUAAAUUGUAUCCCACAUUUGUUGGAAGAGUUGAUGUUGAGCAACAUAUAAGUGAGAGGACCCAUAAACCUAAUGCCUUAAGGUUUUGGGUGAAAGUGUGGUAUCAAAGUCAUUUGUAUGAUUGUUCUUAACCCAAUGCGUUGAUGCAACCCAGUGAGACUCCCCCUCAUGGCCCAACGCUUAGGCUAGAUUUUUACACAGGAUAGAGUAUCACCAUGAAUCAGUAAUGAACUACUACUGUUUUGGAACUAUCAAAUAGGUCCUCAUGUUGUGACUAAAUAUUUCAUUGGAUUCAUGAUAAGUUAAGUGCUUUCCAAAUAUAAAUAGUAGUAUUUUGUUCUAUGCAGUGCAAUUGGAAAGGUUCCUUGCUGCUAUGUAUUAAUUUCAAUACCGAAUUUUUCGUUUUUUACUGUUGUUAGAAUGGAGAGAAGUUUGUACUAGAAAUGUGGAAACUAUACUGAAUUUUGAUACUGUUGUUUGUCAUAUGUUUAUCAUGCCUUUUGUUUGGUUUUUACUGAAUUUCAGUUUAUUGUGAUACAAAAGUACUAUUUAAAAGAUUCAACUGUCACGGACAAGAGGGUGAAUUGUUUCUUUUUCUCAAACCAUUUUGAUUCAAGAACUUUUUCUCCAUUUCUGAUUCCAACUAUGAUUAUUAUUUUUGAAAUUUUCUAUCUUGAAUUCAAGAAAUAUAAUAAAAUCCCAUUUGUUUUUGCUAUAUUUUUCUGUGUUAGGUGGGGACAAAUGUUGAAACGGAUGAACAAUAACAAUGGCUUCUCAUGGCUGACAUAUGUAGUAAGGCAGAGGCACUACUCUAGAAUUCGGCCCCCAAGGUCCGUUUCUGUUGAUAAAGUAAUCAGAGUUUCUAACAACAUUGCUCGCUUGGAUGUGCCCAAAGAAGUUCCAAAACCCAGACAAUUACUAUCAUUGCCUCCUUUUCCUUGUCAUCCUUUGCCUGGCAAGAAUACAAUCAAUGCACAUGGACAGAGCGAUCGUGUUACUGCUGUCAACUGGAUUAAGUAUUACUUUAAGGGUGCGUCGGGUUCUGUCAUUGAGUCCCAUUUCAGGGAGGGUCUUGUGCAAAUGGAGGACCUAAUUACUGAUGACUCGUUCACUCAGAUGAAAGAGCUAAUGAAACCUAUGCGAAAGAUUAGACCCAAUGAAGUGAUUAAGCCUGGGGAUAGGGUUCAUGUCCCAGUAUCAAUUGCUGAAACCAGGAUUUCAAAAAGAUAUGAUGCUAUACCAAGUGGAACACUAUAUCCAAAUGCUGAUGAAAUUAAGUAUCUGCAGAGGCUUGUGAUUUACAAGGACUCCGCGAUAAUUAUGUUAAAUAAGCCUCCAAAAUUGCCAGUUAAGGGAAAUCUUCCAGUUCAUAAUAGCUUGGAUGCAUUGGCAGCUGCAGCACUGUCCUAUGAUUAUGAGGAGGGUCCCAAACUGGUCCACCGUCUUGACAGAGAGAGCAGUGGUAUCCUUUUAUUGGGGAGAACAAAAGAUAGUGUAUCUCACCUUCAAUGGUUAUUCAGUAACAUAAACAAUGCAAAAUCUUCUUGCAAGGCUUGGAAUGAUGCAUGUGAAACUACAUAUCAAAGAUAUUGGGCAUUGGUCAUAGGAACUCCCAAGGAGAAGGAGGGCAUAAUUCAUGCUCCUCUUUCUAAGGUGCUUAUGGACGAUGGGAAGACUGAGAGGGUAAUACUAGCUCACCAUUCAAGUAUAGAACCUCACCAAGAGGCUGUAACUGAGUAUCGGGUGCUUGGUCCAAAGAUAAACGGAUGCUCGUGGGUUGAGCUGCGUCCACUAACUUACCGGAAGCAUCAGUUGCGUGUCCAUUGCGCUGAGGCACUUGGGACACCGAUAGUGGGUGACUAUAAGUAUGGCUGGUUUGUGCACAGCUGAUGGAAACAAAUGGCGCGAGUUGAUAUCGAGCCAACAACCGGAAAACCAUACAAGUUGCGAAGACCAGUAGGCCUAGAUGUUCAGAAGGGAAGUGUUUUAUCGAAGGUCCCUCUAUUACAUCUCCACUGCAGAGAACUUGCACUACCCAACAUUGCUAAGUUUCUUCAUGUUUUAGAAAAUAGUUCAAAUGAACUUCACCCUUCACUUAGCCUGCAGCCUGAUAUUCUUCGCUUUGUAGCAACAAUGCCAAAUCAUAUGAGAAUUAGUUGGAAUCUUAUGUCAUCAUAUUUAGUUUGAGAAAAACUAUUAACUUAUGGAGAAAGAAAUAGAUGUCAGCUAAUAUUUUGAAGUUUCAUUUCUUUA